This is a messenger RNA of Lolium perenne, 2514 nucleotides long. Lineage: Eukaryota; Viridiplantae; Streptophyta; Magnoliopsida; Poales; Poaceae. The record is from RefSeq and is a predicted model, not a curated record.
GCUCCACGUGCGGCAGCCGCCUCUGCUCUCGAUCGCGGCAGCGUCGACGAUUCCUCCUGGACGGCGGCGACGACGGACGAUCGCCUGCAUGUUCCAUUGAUUGGAGUGCGGCGCGACGAGCAAGACUAAAUCAUGAAUCAUCCAGAGUACUUAUCUGUGAGGUUUCAUUUUCGUGGCGAAUUUGAACACGAUGGGAAGGAGUGGAUGUAUAAAGGGGGAAGCACAUGCAUGUCCACAGUACAUAUGUCGAAGCUCUCGUUGCCUGAACUGAAGAAGCAUCUUGCAGAUCAUGUAAGCUGCUCAACAACUUUUCUUGAGAAGACAUCAUUGUGUUGGAAGAUUCCUCGCAAAACAUGUAGAGCUGCAAUGAUAUGGCUUGAAGACCAAUCAUCAAUCAGGUCCAUGGUCAAAUAUGUUACAGAUGCAGAUAUCAUGGACUUGUAUGCAAGGCAUCCUACUGAAGAAGAGUUCGAGGAGCAUGUAGAUGUGAGAGAAAAUGUACCACAGACAAUGCAGAACAAAGAUGUUUUUGGAGGAGAUGCAGAUCCAACCGACAGGGACAAACAAGAGCAUGAUCGAACUGAUAGAUACAAUACAGAACAUAACGAUGCAGCAAAGAGUCCAACUUUUGGAGCUUUAAUGGAGGCAAAAGGAAAAGGAAUUAAAGAAACAACUUCAGAUGAAUAUUCCGACUCGGAAGACAGUGAUUUCUUGUGUGAUCAUGAUGCCGAUGACAGCAAUAGCUCCGCUGAAGAUGAUGAAGCAAUUUCAUACAGGCUGCAAGCAAGGGAACUGAAGAAGAAAAUAAAGAAGAAAAUGCUAGGUGAAGAAGAAAUAAAAGGAUGCACUGUGCCUGAAGAAUUCAUUGUGUCGGAAGUUAACGAAGAAGAAGAAGAUGGAGAGGAGGAACAGUUCCAGGACAGUGAAGAUGAAUUGUCAUAUUCAGAGGAUAGUGAUGGGGAAGUCAAGACAAGGAAAACCAAGCAUAGGGUGUAUGAUGAAAAUGCAGAAGUGCAAGAGUUUGAACUUUGAACUUGGGCUAGCAUUUACUGACAGCAGGCAGUUCAAGCAAGCCUUAAUUAAUUAUGGGCUGAAGAUUUUUCACCAUUUGUUGUUCCCAAAGGAUGAGAGGACUAGGGUAGAAGCAAAGUGCACUUUUCCCGGAUGUCCAUGGAGAAUUUAUGGAUCUAUUAGUGGUAAGUCCAUAUGGAUGGUUGUCACUAGAUUGAGAAAUAAACACAUUUGUGUACCAAGGAGGGACAACAAGCUAGUGACAAGUGUGGUGAUUGCAGAGAAAUAUUUCAGAGAAAUUAGAGAUAAUCCUGGUUGGAGGGUGGAGAAGAUGCAAGAAGCUGUGCUUGCAGACUUGUGUGCAGAGGUAAGCAUUGCCAAAUGCAAGAGAGCAAAGAAGAUUGUUAUGGAGAGACUAAUUGACUCAACAAAUGGGGAAUUUUCUAGGGUCUUCGACUACCAUCUAGAGCUAGUGAGAAGCAAUCCAGGAAGUAUAGUUGCAGUAACAUUGAACCCAGAUGUUGUUGAUAGACCAGUGUUCGAGAGGAUGUAUGUGUGCCUUGAUGCCUGCAAGAAAGGUUUCAUGGCAGGUUGUAGAAGAGUUGUGGGGCUGGAUGGAUGCUUUCUGAAGGGAGCAGUAAGUGGACAAUUGUUGUGCGCUGUAGGAAGAGAUGCUAACAAUCAAAUGUACCCAAUUUCGUGGGCAUGUGUUGAAGUUGAGAGUUAUGACAGCUGGUAUUGGUUCUUGUCAUAUCUUCAGAAGGACAUCCAAAUUAAUAAUCAUGGAGAAGGAUGGGUGAUUAUUUCAGAUCAACAAAAGGGGCUUAUCAAGGCGGUGAGUGAGAUAGUGCCGCAAGCAGAGCACAGGAUGUGUGCUAGGCAUAUUUAUGCUAAUUGGAAGAAAUUACAUAGAGACAAGAAAUUUCAGAAAAUGUUCUGGUGCUGUGCGAAGUCAUCUGAUAGAACUGGUUUUAACUAUCACAGGGCUAAGUUAGCUCAAAAAACUCCAGAAGGGGCAAAAGACAUGAUGAAAACAUCUCCUGAACAUUGGAGCAGAGCUUUCUUCAAGUUGCACAAUAACUGUGAUUCAGUGGAGAACAACCUGUGUGAGUCAUUCAACAAUGCUAUCAUCAGAUCUCGAUUCUAUCCUAUAAUCACUUCAAUGGAGAUUAUUAGGAAGAAAGUAACUGUGAGGAUUCAGGAAAACAGGACAAAGUCAGAGAAAUGGCAUGGUACAAUUUGUCCAAAUAUUUUUAAAAAGUUGAAGUUAAACAUCAAGAGAUCUGCUAUUUGCCAAGUGUUAUGGAAUGGGAAAGAUGGUUUUGAGGUUCAAGAAGGAGAGCACAGGAGAUUUACAGUGAACUUGGAGAAUUUGACUUGCUCUUGCAGGUACUGGGAACUAUCUGGGUUGCCUUGUUGUCAUGCAAUUACUGCAAUUUAUAGAGUGCACAAGGAACUUGAUGAUUUCAUUGCACCUUGCUACAAGAUCAGCGAAUACAAUCC